AAUAAAAAUUAAUAAAAAUAUUAAAAAAAUAUAAGAAAAACCUAUGAAGAGUCCUACAUUUACUUGUAUUCUUUGUAAAAUUACAUUUCAAUCAUCAGAUAUUCAAAGAGUACAUUAUAGAUCAGAAUGGCAUCUUUACAAUUUAAAGAGAAAGAUAGCAGGAUUUCCAUCAGUUUCAGCACAUUGUUUUUCUCAGAAAAUGGUUUCAGAGACAUGGAAUGAAAAAAAAGAAGAAAAAGAAAGGGUUAAUGGGAAGAAAAAAAAAAAGAAAGAGAAUGGUUUUAAUGAUAAGAAUGAUUUUAAUGAAAAAAAAGGAUUUAAUGAGGAAAACGAUUCAUAUAUUUUAAAUAAAUCAAAAGAAGCGAUUGAAGAGGAUAAAAAACUUUAUAUGAAUGGAUUAGAAUUAAAAAAAUCAGAGGAGAAUAUGAUAGAUGUAUAUAAUCUAUCUUAUUUAGAUUCAAUAUUAAAUGAAAAAAAGGAAUUAAGUGAAUCAGAAGAAGAAAAAUUAAUAAAAGAACAUAUCGCGAAGAGGAUUAAAUUAAAAAUAACAGAUUGUCUUUUUUGUACUUUUAAGUUUUCUACAUUAAAUGAAAAUGUAGAACAUAUGAAAAAAUCACAUUCAUUAUUUAUACCAGAACAAGAAUAUCUUAUUGAUUUAGAAGGAUUAAUAGAAUAUCUUGGAGAAAAAAUUUCUAUUGGAAAUGUUUGUUUAUCAUGCAAAAAAGUUGGAAAAAGUUUAGAAAGUAUUCGUCAACAUAUGUUUUCGAAAGGGCAUUAUUCUAUUGCUUAUGAUACAGAGGAAGAAAGACUUGAAUUAUCAGAUUAUUAUGAUUAUUCUUCAUAUUCUUUAAAAGAUAAUGAUGCAGAUUGGGAAGAUAUAUCAUCUGAUCAGGAUAAUGAUGAUAUUUUAUCUAUUUAUUCAGAUAAUGAUAAUGAUGUUAUCAUAGAAAAUGAUUAUGAACUUAUUCUUCCCUCAAAAAUAAGACUAGGUCAUCGUUCUUUAAUUAGAUAUUAUCAACAAACUCUUCGUUCUCGAAAUUUUCAACGACAAUCAGGAGAUAGAAAUCCAAGCGGUUUAGUACGACAAGAAUAUGUUCAAAGAUCACUUCAGGGCAUUGAUCAAUCAAAAAGAAAAUUCUCUCAAAAACAUAUACGAACUUAUCAAGAUGUCUUUCAAAAAGAAAAUUAUAAAACCGCAAUUGGUCUAAAAAGUAAUCAUCAGAAAUAUUUUCGUAACGAAUUGCUUCAAUAAACCAUACUUCAUUUCACACCUUCUUAUCUCUCUAUAUAUUAUAUAA
Messenger RNA from Pneumocystis carinii B80, 1298 nucleotides. RefSeq lists its product as hypothetical. Gene Ontology annotation, molecular function: zinc ion binding; nucleic acid binding. Lineage: Eukaryota; Fungi; Ascomycota; Pneumocystomycetes; Pneumocystales; Pneumocystaceae. Bases 44 to 1252 code for a protein of 402 amino acids. Gene Ontology annotation, cellular component: preribosome, large subunit precursor. The transcript is spliced from 4 exons. Gene Ontology annotation, biological process: ribosomal large subunit biogenesis. The record is from RefSeq and is a predicted model, not a curated record.